AUGUCUUCUGUCGUUCCUCGUCAGGGUUCGGCCGUUGGACAUGACGAUGGUAGCGUUGCGGUAGAAGCUCGACAAGAAGCCCCGGAACUGUCACAGAACCGUGUGGCUACGUACUCUCACGAUAACGUCUUUGCCCGCAUCCAGUCUCGUGGUGCCAACAAUGGUCACGUUGCUGGCGGUCAACUUCGAGAACACAGCAUUGCGAGCCUGGAAGCCGACAUGGCCAGGUACCAGCCGACGCAAUCGAUCAUUACUGUUCCGUCAAACUCAAACUCGGCUGGUAUUGGUGCACAGUUUGAGGGAUCGUUCAGAGGUUCGUCGCCAGUUCCUGUCCCUAGAUCUUGGGUCAUAAGCUAA
Molecule: messenger RNA, 357 nt
Organism: Fusarium musae
Lineage: Eukaryota; Fungi; Ascomycota; Sordariomycetes; Hypocreales; Nectriaceae
Exons: 2
Coding region: 1-357 (118 amino acids)
Source: RefSeq, a predicted model, not a curated record